AUCAAUGGCUUUCAACACAUACAAUGAAGGCCUCAAGAUCGCCACGAACCUUGCAAACAGGGCCAUAGCAGUCGAAGCUUCCCUCUCACAGCUCUCGACCACAGCAUCACCAGUCCCAACCCUCCUCAAGGCAUUUCAGCUCUAUAUCCAAGCAGCAGAAUCGUACUCACACCUCCUCUCGUCCUCUUUGGUCGCAAAGGAGGACCGCACGCAAGUCUCGCGCAAGUGGAGGCUCGUGCUCGAGCGCGCUGAAAAGGUCAAACGGCGAGUCGAAGAGCUCGGCGGACGCGUCGGCGCGACCGAGAUCGAUGAUGAGGCAGAGGAAGCAGCUGUCAUCCGGCGAGGGAGCAAGAUCAACGGAGCGAACGCCGAGAUCUGGCGUGGCCCACCGCCAGAUCGCGAGUUCACCCUCUCAGCUCGCGAGGGGGUCUUCCGCGAUAGCCUUCAGCCCGAGCUUGCGGUCGAGCAGCUCGCGCUCGACCCCGAGUGGGCCGAGCUGCCUUCAUCUGCCUGGGCAGAUGUCGAGUCAUCUACCAACUGGGCCGUGCGGCAAGGCCCCGGUGCCGACUGCUCCAUCACGGCCGGGCUGGGCUCGUGUCUUGCUCACAACACGAAGUGGGGCAUCAAGCUCUGUGAGGGUGUUCUGUAUCCUCAGGCGGUCUCGGGAAGGCCAGUGCAGUCUGAGAAUGCCAAGCACGUCGUGCGGCUACUCCUGAAUGGGACAUGGCGGAGUGUCGUUGUCGAUGCUCUCCUGCCGAGAUCAAAGAAGGACCGGAAGCCUCUGUAUAUUACCGCGCAGCCAGCAAUCUCCUCGUCGUGUGCAACACCCUCAUCACCCGGGCCAGCGUGGAUCCCCCUCGCAGUCAAGGGGUACUUCAAAACGCUGGGAGGUUACUCGAUCCCAGGCAGUGACCCAGCGCCAGAUGUGUACGCGUUCACAGGGUGGAUCCCCGAGAGACUGAAUCUCAACACUGGGUUCCAGCGUGAGAAGGAGUGGACGCGGCUCUUGGCUGCGUGGAAGAAGGGCUCAGUGAUCGUGACGCUGGGGUCGGGCAAGGAUUCGUCGACGGGUCUGGUGCCCCUCCAUGCUUACGGUGUCAUCGACGUCAGAGAUGACGGAGGCGAACGUACCGUCGAGAUCUUCGACCCCGGUUCGGCCAACAUUGAUCCCCAAUCACACCGUGACCUUGCCGCGCGGCUCUCCGAACUGCAGGUCAGCGGUGGAGCUUCAAAGCACGUCAGCAGGUUCUCCUUCUCCAUGGCAUGGGACGAGGUGUGCGGCAAGUUUGAAACACUCAACGUCAACUGGAACCCCUCCCUUGUCCCGGCGACAACGACGCGGCAUUGGUCGUGGCCGAAGUCGGACGUAUCGGAGCACGAAGUCAGCGACACGAUUGCCCUUAACGCCAGCCCACGAUACCGCCUGACGGCAACGGCCUCAGACCCCGACGCCGAGGUCUGGCUCCUCCUCUCCCAGCACCACAUCAGCAAGGACGUCCCACUGGAUGACGUCGCGCUGCACGUCUUCCGAGACUUCAACCCAUUCGACGACCGCGGUCGGCGGUUGUCGCACUCGCACCACGAGAAGAACCCAUACGUCAAUGCGCUGCACACCCUUGUCCGCUUCCCGUUGCGACAAGGCGAAAAUACUCUCAACGCAGUGGCAUCUCGCGACCGCGGGCUGGUUCAGCGUGGGUUCACACUCCGAGCCUUCGCCUCUGCGGGCACCAGCCUAGCUUUGAAGCGAGUGACUCUUACCCUCCCCUUCUCCGAGACGGUGACCUCGGAGCUCACAAAGCGAACCGCUGGAGGGCACCCCGGUUACCCUUCUCACCACAUCAAUCCUCAGUAUCGACUGAGCGUCGGACAACGAGCUCCAGGUGCUCCACCCAGGCCUUCCACUGUGAGGAUUGCCUUGCAGGGCAGCAAGGAGCUAGCGUGGAACAUCAAGCUACUCUGGGGUCAUGGCCAGCGCGUCUUUGAAAUGACUUCAGACGUCAUCCUCGGUUCAUCAGGCCCAUUCAGCUAUGGGGUGGCGUACUGCGAGGUCGAUAACGUCAAGGUCGGCGACUACACCCUGCUGGUGUCCUCAUACGAGCGGGACCAGCUCGGGUCGUUCACGUUCACAGUGGAGUCGUCAAGCCCCAUUCAGGUUACGCUGAUUCCACAAGAGGGAGCGGGGAUGUACAGCCGCACUGUCAGCGGGAACUGGGACGCGUCGACGGCUGGAGGACGCCCAAGUGGCAACACGUACGACAAGAAUCCGCGGAUCUGCGCGACGCUCUCCAAGCCAGCUACGCUGCUCGCGCGACUCUACCUCCGUAACCCAGCCCCAGUGCCAGUCAACUUGACUGUGUUCCGGCGCACAACAGGUGGCGGGCUCGGCGAGCAGGUGGCCACCUCUGGCCCCUAUGUCGAGCAGAUAUCCGGCGUGUCGACCGGCCGCGUCAAGCUUGACGCGGGCGUGUACAUCCUCGUACCGUCCACCUACGAGAGGGGAGAGCAGGAAGACUGGCUCGUGGACAUGUGGGCCGACUCGUCGUUCAGCGCGGAGAUGGAGUAG
Messenger RNA from Vanrija pseudolonga, 2563 nucleotides. It is a transcript of the gene RIM13, whose product is annotated as Calpain-like protease palB/RIM13. The transcript is spliced from 7 exons. Gene Ontology annotation, molecular function: calcium-dependent cysteine-type endopeptidase activity. The coding region runs from base 5 to 2563 and encodes 852 amino acids. Gene Ontology annotation, biological process: proteolysis. The record is from RefSeq and is a predicted model, not a curated record. Lineage: Eukaryota; Fungi; Basidiomycota; Tremellomycetes; Trichosporonales; Trichosporonaceae.